This is a messenger RNA of Colletotrichum godetiae, 990 nucleotides long. Its product is annotated as YL1 nuclear protein C-terminal domain-containing protein. The record is from RefSeq and is a predicted model, not a curated record. Lineage: Eukaryota; Fungi; Ascomycota; Sordariomycetes; Glomerellales; Glomerellaceae. Bases 135 to 743 code for a protein of 202 amino acids. Gene Ontology annotation, biological process: chromatin remodeling. Gene Ontology annotation, cellular component: Ino80 complex. The transcript has a single exon.
ACCGGCAGAAUAAGCUACCCGGUCACUGCUUGCCUCGUGUUGCGCAACCGGCCAUUCACCUCCAAUUCAUACAGCAAAGCCUCGAGAUCGCAGCUCAAACAUCCGAAACCGCACAAUCUUAUAUCACAAACGAAAUGGCGGCCCCGAAAGAAGCAACAGAGGCGCAGAUAGCCCACCAAGCCCUCCUCGACGAGCUCGACAUCCACUCCAUCCACAAGAGCUUCCGCAACCCCUCCUGGAAACCCAACCAGCGCCGCAACAAGAACAUCAAGACAAUCCUCGGCGACGCCUCCCGCCGCGAGGCCUCGGCCCUGGCGACCCCGCAACAAGAGGAAGUCAGCGCCGCGGCCACGCCAGCCGGGAAGCAAGGCGACGACGGCCUGUCCACGAGCGGCGCCUCGACGCCCGCGGCCGGCAGUGCCAGCAACGGCAACAACAGCAACCCGAACCUCGCGCAGGCCUCGCGUAGUCUCUCGAAGCUCGUGCUCGAGAAGAGCCUGCGUCCCAACGGUGCCGCCGGUGGUUCGGGGCCGAGCGUCACGUACACCAACGUCGAGUCGGCGCCGUCGCUGGCGCACACGAAGCGGUAUUGCGAUAUCACGGGGUUGCCGGCGCCGUACAUUGAUCCCAAGACGCGGUUGAGAUAUCACGACAAGGAGGUGUUCGGGCUCAUUCGGACUCUGCCGCAGGGCGCGGCUGAGCAGUACCUCGAGGCACGUGGUGCACAUACUGUUCUCAAAUAAGGAGUGUCUACAGCUUUGCAUCUUAUGGACUAGCCAGACAACGGCGGCGGCAGCAGGAGGCAGGAGACAUGAUGGUGUCACUUUUCACGGUUCGGGCGUUACUGGAGGUCAAGACUGUGGUCAUAAACCAAGUUUCGGAGUCACUGGGGGUUUCAAGCGGAAUAAGUCUUUUUCAAUCAAGACGAUGAGUAUAUAUCAUACGAAUGAGCUAUCAGGUUUGGGAAAUCUAUGAAUGUGCGACCAACAA